AUGCUGACAGACAGAGUCCAGAAAUCGUUGGAUCCCUACAAGUUACCAGAAGGAUUUCAAAGCAAAGUGGUGGCACCUCGCUAUACAAAGCUGGUCAAAGAAGAAAAGAAGAAGGAUGCCCCAUUGACUCCAUCUGAGUUCCUGAAAGAGAUGUCUCUGACAAUGGAGCAAAAGCUGGCAAGCAUCCAUGAGGUGCAUCUGCCUCGAAUUGUGCAGCUUUUGGACAUGAGUGAAACCUCACACCAGAAGUUCUCCUCCGUUGAUCUCGACCAGACUCUAUUUCAGCCAUUCCCAUCAGAAGUGAUUUUCCAGAAUUACGCCCCUUGUGAGGUCUAUGAAGUCCCAUUAAUUCUGAGGAACAAUGACAAGAUUCCCCGGCUGGUGAAAGUUGUUCUGGAGAGUUCACCUUACUUCAGAGUCAUAAGCCCCAAUGAUGUGUGUAACAAAGUUGCACCUGGCAUGCAAUCUACAUUCCGUAUCCUUUUCACUCCUGAAGAGAACAAGGAUUAUUUCCAUGAAGUAACCUGCAUUACUGAAAGGGAAAAAUUUAUUGUUCCUAUCCGAGCAAUUGGUGCCAGAGGCAUUCUGGACUUCCCAGACCAGCUGAAUUUCUCCACCUGCCCUGUCAAGUACAACACACAGAAAACACUGCUUGUUCGCAACAUUGGCAACCGGGAGGCCCGCUACCAAAUAACCACAGAAAGACCUUUCUCUGUUGAACCCUCCAUUGGGACCCUUGCAAUAAAGGAGACCACACAAUUCACUGUUGACUUCCAUCCCCAAAAGAGUGGCAGUCACCGUGAGGACCUUAUAGUGCAUUAUGACACAGGAGAGGAUAUUCAUGUAAGGUUAUAUGGAGCAGCUACAGAUGUCAAUGUGCGACUGGACAAGAACUCCUUGACAGUUGAGAAAACAUAUAUCACUUUAGCAAAUCAGAGGUCUGUGAUUAUUCAUAAUCGGAGUGAUAUCAUUGCACAUUUCCAGUGGAAGGUCUUUGCAACACAAGAAGAGGAAGAACAGAAAAAACAAAGGCUGUGCCAUACACUGCAGGCUGAAGAAGAAUGUGUGCUUGAUCAGCUUCUGGCCGAGUGCAAUAUGAAUCCUGCGCUUCGUGAGCAUCUCUCCAUUGUCACCCGUACCUUUCAGAACCGCCAGGCCACAGUACAUGAAGAUUCCAUGCUCUUCAACAAUAACACCUUUACCAUUGAACCUGUGGAAGGAGAUGUUUGGCCCAAUUCCACAACUGAAAUCAGUGUGAUCUUCAGGCCACAAGAAGCUGGGGUUUACAAUCGAACUGUAUACUGCGAUAUCUCAGGCCGUGAGACCAGGCUGCCUCUGCGCAUCAAAGGGGAAGCCAUGGCCCCCAAGCUGCUUUUCAACUAUGACCAGCUGGAUGUUGGGAAAAUUUUUGUUGGAUCAGCCCACAGUUAUGAGGCCAUCCUCUCUAACAAAGGAGCUAUCGAUGCCCUCUUCAACCUGAUGUGGCCAUCCACAGCCCUGGGCUCCUGCUUUACAUUUCAGCCCAGUGAAGGAAUCAUUGAGCCAGGUGGUCAUCAAGCCAUUCAGAUCACCUUCAGCUCUACCAUCCUGGGACAUUUCUAUGAAGAGUUCAGAUUCAAUGUGAAUGGAUCUCCCCAGCCUGUGAGCUUAGUGAUUAGGGGCUGCGUCAUUGGACCGACAUUUCAUUUCAAUGUCCCAUCCCUCAAUUUUGGGGACGUCUCUUUUGGUUUUCCUCACACCCUGUCCUGCUGCCUCAGCAACACCUCUUUGGUGCCCAUGACCUUUAGCCUUCGUGUCCCAGGAGAUGGCACUGGAGGCCCAAGUGUCAUGAGUCAAAAUCAAGCCUCUGACAUCUCAAGGCCAACAUGGAGGAAGGCACACUGUGGAGGCGCAAAGCCCAAGGAAUUUACCAUCACUCCCAGCCGAGGUACCAUCCGUUCACAAGGACUCAUGGACAUACAGGUGACUUUAUGUUCCAACACUGUGAAGACAUAUGAAACAGCACUGGUAGUAGAUGUGAAGGGGAGUGGAGAAGAUGUACUAGCACUGCCAAUUACAGCGAGAUGCAGCACACCUCCGUUGCAUGUGGCUAAUCCCAUCCUGGAUUUUGGACGUUGUUUCCUGAAGUUCGCAUAUCAGAUGAUGGUGAAACUUGUUAAUGACAGUGAUCUUCCGGGGUGCUAUGGUGUCCUUCCCCAGGUGUAUGAGAAGUCCCUUGCAGUCUUGCAUACCAGUCCACUGCCGUGUGGUAUUAUUCAGCCUCAUGCCACAGUUGAGAUCCCUUUGGCUUUGGAAGUCCAGGAGAAAGGAAAGCAGGAGGCGAUAGCCUACAUCGCUGUCUUUGGGAAUGAAGACUUCCCACUGAUGAUCCAGCUGGUGACUUUUGGAGAAGGCCCUGUUGUUUAUGUGCAUCCAGCUAUGGUAGACUUUGGCUGCAUCCAGGUUUUAAAAGAUGUUUCUAGAGUGCUGUACCUUUCCAACCAGUCUGUUAUUCCUGCGCCAUUUGAGGCACAGAUGGCUCGUGGUAAUUCACUAUGGAGGAUUGAGCCUAAUAAAGGGAUUGUCCCUCCAGAGGAUGAGAUAUCACUCACACUAAUAGCUAAUCUGGAUGACACUGUGCUCUUCCAGGACAAAGUUAACCUAGUCAUAGAGAACAGCAAUUCUUACAUUAUCCCCGUCCAGGCCACUGGCAGUGGUACCACCAUUGUCACAGACAAACCGUUUGCUCCAGCCAUCAAUCUGGGACCCCAUUUCAGUUUGGAUCCCUGCUGCUAUCACUUCAGGAUCACCAACCGUGGGCGUCGUACCCAUCAGCUCUACUGGAUGACAGAAGGCUUCCCCCCAUUCCGCCAGCGCAACACCCUUCCUCCCAUCAGUGCUAACACAAAGAGCAAGAACUCCCAGCUUCCUCUCUUUAAGCUUCAGCCACUGAGGAUGGAGCUGACCCCAGGAAAGAGCAUGGACAUGGUACUGGAAGGAUCUUCUGACAUUCCCAAGGUUGUAAAGGAAAGGCUGCUAUGCCAUGCUAUCAUAGGGAAGCAAUCUGGGAAGGAGCUUAUCUUGAAGGUUGAUGUCAUCUGUGAAUUCAUUGCACCCAUUCUACAGAUUUCCUCCAGAGAUAUCACUUUCCGAGUAGAGAAGAAUCCCAGUGAUAUAUUGACUGCCCAGUAUGAGCCUCUGACCUUGAAAAACAUUUCCUGUUUGCCACUCAACGUCAUCCUCUCUUUGCAAGAGCCCUUUGCCCUCUGUGAUACUGAUCAUGAAAUGCUGCCAGCACCCAAUCAGCCCUUAACUAUGGAAGUUGGAGAGAUGUACCACCUUUGUAUUAGGUUUGACCCCAUCUAUAGAGAUGACCUGUACAACCGAGUAGCAGAAGAAGUCUUGACUCUGCGUUACCUGGAGCAUCCCCAUGUGGACCACAUCAGCCUGCGGGGAGAAGUGCAUUUCCCGAACCUCCACUUUGAGACUAUGGAUCUGAAUUUUGGCUGCAUCUUGAAUGAUACAGAAGUUGUCCGUGACAUCAAUAUGACCAACUGCAGUCCCCUUCUUAUUAAAUACCGCUGGUCCUUCAUGACAGAUGACUGUGAAUCCCUGAUCAGAUUCAGCCCAAGAGGGGAUACGGCCCUUGUUGAACAGGAUGCAGCAGCUGAGCAGAAAGACCCACCACCACCACCACCACCGGCUCCUGCAGCUGGUCACAGCGACAGCAAAGACUCUGAGAGAGAAGCAGCUGUAGAAGAAAACCUGAAUUGUGUAAGUGCAGAAGAGGAGUCCUCUCAAGAACCUUCAGACCCUGCAGGAAGUGGCUCAGAAACAAAGACAGCAACAAAGUCCUUAUUGCCAGCUGCUGAUCGAGUGGAAGAGGAGCUUGCAAAGAAGAGCCAGGUGGAGACCAAGGAAGUGCUAUGGUGUGUGGAACCAGAAGAGCAUCACUCAACUGGAGUGGAAGAAGUGUUUGACAUUCUGCCGCUGUUUGGGACACUGCAGCCAAAUGACACUCAGGAAAUGUCAUUCACUUUCUAUGGUCACACUGACAUUGUGGCCCGUGUAAAAGCACUCUGUGAAGUGGAAGGGGGCCCCACCUACGAAAUCCUGCUGAGUGGUGAGGCCUCACUUGUGAGUUACGCAUUCGACAGAAAGGAAAUUGAUUAUGGACUCCAGCCUUUUGAUCACAUAAGUGUGGCUGAGAUUACGCUGAGGAAUACAGGAAAAGUUGGAUUUGAGUACUCUGUGACCAACACCAUCCUGGCUUCAGCAGACAACCCUCCACCUGGUGUGCCACUGACGUUGCCUGUUGCUAGUUAUAUAGAAUCAGGGAAGGAGCAGGUGCUGAAGGUCUAUUAUUUGCCUGGCAUUCCUGAGGUCUUCCAAAGAACCUUCCAGAUUCAGGUGGCCCACCUGGAACCAGACAGCAUCACCCUGAAAGGAGAGGGGAUCUUCCCCAGGAUCUGCCUCGAUUUACCUAGAAAUAUUAAAGGAAAUGAACGGUACAUCAGCAUCCUUAGAGAAGUGAAACAACGGAUGGAACAGGAGUCACAGUAUUCAGUCAGUAAUUCGGAGGCAGUGGCCACAGAACCACCCAUAGAUGAAUCCAGCACUCCUCUCGACACCCAGCUGCAGAUGGAAGUGGAGAGGCUUCUUGUUCGAGAACAUGCCCUGGAGCAACAGAGGCUGCUUGGCUGUGACUCAAUGGAGGACCCCACUGUCAGCCAACGAGUUCGCCGCAGACUUGUCAAAGCACACUUGCCUGAGUACAUCUUGGACUUUGGCUAUAUCAUCCUGGGCACCAUCCGGACCCACAUUGUCAAAAUCACCAACACCAGCCAGUUCCCAGUGUCCUUCCAUGCAGACAGACGGGACUUGCGGGACACAGGUUUCAACACUGAAUUGGAUCGAGUGAAGAACCUGCCCUACUGUGAGACGGAGACGUUUGAAGUGCGGUUUGAUCCCCAGAGUGCCAAUCGACCCCUUGGAGAGGUGGAGGUGCUCUUGCCCAUCAAGGUCCUGGCUGGGCCCACAUUUCACAUCUCUCUCCGUGCCAUGGUGAUUAUGCCAUCCCUCUGCAUGUCCAAUGACAAUUUGGAAUUCUCUGCCAUUCAAUGUGGGCAGUGCCAAGUAGAGACUAUCCAGCUUCACAAUCAGCUGCAGGUCAUGUGUGAGUGGUUUGCCACCAGCAGUGAGCAAAUGAAAAAGGUGGACAAGCACAUGCCAACGACCUUGCGGCGGAAGAUGCAUCAUGAACUGAAAAACAAACCCCAUGUCUUUGAGAUGAUACCUCCCUAUGGGAUCCUGGCUCCUGGGGAGCGGCUCAAUGUGCAAGUCAAGUUUGCACCAAGAGAAGAGAAAUUCUACCGCAACUACCUGAUUCUGAGCAUUUCCCAGAGCACUCAGCAGCUGCUGCUGCAUGUCUCUGGACAAGGUCUGGAGCCACGCCUUGAGUUUCAUCCCUCUGUUCUGGAACUGGGACCCCUCCUGCCUUACGGCAUUGGGGAUGAGGCUGAAGUGGUGGUGAAGAACCCUUGCGGCUUCCCCAUUGAAUUCUACUCUUUGGAAUCUGAUCAGCAGUAUCUGUUGGAAGAACGGAUUUUGCGUAUGUUGAAAGGUUAUGACACCCAUAAUAUUCUCCUGUUGCCUCCUCGCAUCCCUGGGGAGAAGCUACCUCCUGAAGUACUGGAAUAUUAUGAGGAACAGAAGAAGAUUCAAGGCGACCAGGAGACAGUUAAUCCAGAUAAUGAAGAAGAAGAACGAAAUACGUAUAUUUCUGACCAUGGAAUGAAACCUCUCCCUUCCAGUACUGGGCCAACCACAUCCACGGCUGGCUCUGUUCUCCCCUCUCUUUCCCUUCAUGAGGAUAACCGAACUUUCAGAGUGGAAUCGAAACUCGAUCAGGAAGAAGAAGAGGAGGAGGAAGGAACAGACAAAGGGCAAGCGCAAGCAGGGAGUCAGCAAAGUCUCAUGAAACAUAAGGAAGCAGUUGGAGAGCUAGACAACAACCCCGUUUCCAAAGCCAUUGCUCGUCACCUGGGCAUCGAUAUCUCUCCAGAAGGACGGGCUGCCAGGAAUCGUAGGGGGAUUGCCAUCAUGAUUCAUGGAGCUCCCCUUACAGGAAAGACAGGAGCUGCUAUAACCCUUGCCAAACACUACAGUGCUGCUUGCUUGUCCAUUGAUUCUGUGGUCAUGGAAGCCAUCUCUGAUGGAACCAGUUCAGCAGGACUCCGUGCGCGUGAACUCUGCAUUCGAGCAGCCAUUGAGCAGGCACAACGGGAAAAUGAAGAUGGUGGAGCUGAAGUGCAGCCUGCUCUAGCUCUGGGUACCAGGCUGAGUGCAGAGGCUUUGGGCAAGCACACCUCGGACGGUAGCCAGCAGAGUUCAGAGUCCAAAACAGGACCACUCUCAGCCAUCUCCAGAGGCUACAGAGGAAGUACAGCAAUGGCAAAGGGCAAGUCUGAAGGCCACACAUCACAAAAGCAGCAACAGCAUCCACAGUCUGAUCAACCUGGAUCCCAGGUUCCAUCCAGCCCUAUUCCCAGUGCUCCGAUCCAGCGGCGCCUUAGCCUCAGUGGCAGUGUGGCAGGAGAUUACGGCCUGAUGAGUUGCGUGCUUCCAGAGGAGCUCUUGGUGGAGAUUCUUUCGGAGAGGAUGCAGCUGAAUGACUGUUAUCGUGGCAUGGUGUUUGAUGGGCUGGAGACCUUGUUUGCCCGCAGCAUGGUAUCGACACUCCUCUGCAUACUCAAAGCUAUCAACAACCGACGCCAUAUCUAUUUUGUGAACCUGUUCCAGGACUUUGCUGCCAUGAAAGCCAGAGAGAAAGCCAAGCAAGAGCAGGAAGAACGGGAGCAACAGGAAGCCAUUGCCAGAGAGAAGGCUCGUCUUCAGGAGAUGGAUGAAGAGGACUAUGAUGCUCUUACCGAAGAACAAAAAAUCCAGUUUGAUGGGGAACUGUUGCAGGCCCUACGUGAGCGUAAAAAGAGGGAGCUGGAGAAGCUGGCUCGGGAGCUGGAAGAAAAGAAGCACCAGCAGGAACUGGAGCGUCUGAGGGAGGAGGAGGAGAUGAAGAAGAAGACCAAGCGCUAUAAGAGAGAUGGAGGGGGAAAGGAGAAAGAGGAGCCUGCAGGAAAGAAGGGUCAGCCAGGAGGCAAGCAAAAUGUCCCAGUACCUGCUUUAAAAUCUGAUGGGAAGCUGAAUGAAGGGAUAGAGCGGAAAGCCUCAGCAAAGGAGCGGCCAGAUGUGAAUGUCAAUGAUAAGGAUGAGAAGAAAAAGAAGAGCAGAAUGACCCUGCAGAAUGGACAGCAAGGGGCCGCGCCACCUCCUGCCCAGGAAGAGGAGGAAGCUGAGAAGGAAGUGAUGAGUGACAGUGAGAAGAACUUGGCUCAGAGGUUCAAGCUGUACGAGGCCACACAGAAGGACCUCAUUCAGAUCCUGUCAUUCUGGGACAGAGUUCAGCUGAUCCAGCUGCAGCCACCAGGCUCCGAGGAGAAGCAAGAGGAAAUGGAGGACCAGCGGCAAGCACCAUCAGGCCGCAAGGGCAGGAAGGACAGGGAACGGGAGCGCCAGGAGCGCCUGGAGAAGGAGAGAGCGGAGAAGGAGCGCCUGGAGAAGGAGAGAGUAGAGAGGGAGCGUCUCGAGAGGCUCAGGGCCAUGGAGGACAAUAGGCCAGGAGGGCCGGAGGGAGAAGGGGGUGACGGAGCAGAGAAGGACAUUGGAGUCCCAUACGUGGAAAUCCAGGUGCUCAGUUCUGAGGACUCCAGUGGCAAGAGGAUCCUGGAGAGUGGCAAGCUGCCAGAUGUAAUCCAGAUCUUGAAUGGUUUGGGGCUGGGUCCCUCUGGGCCCCCCAUCCCCCCCACUGCCUUUUUCUCAGUGAUCCCUUACCCAGAGAAGCGGGCAGCACCAGUUCCAGGAGAGGCUCUCAAGCACUUCACCUUUAUUGUAGCUGAAGAACCGAGUCUGGAGGAUGACAAGAAGGAUGCUGAGGCCAGCACGGAGACUGCAGCAAACCUCCCUGCAGCAAAGGAGGAGCAGGCCACCCCAACUCGAGGCAGGACCAAGAAGGAAAAGCCUGACCUAACCCGUGACACUUUGAAGGAAAAGAAAGGCACAACUCGCAGCAGGAAGGGCCCUCACCCUAGCCCUGGCACAAUGACAGCUCUGUCGGAGCUAGAUCAGGGUGGCCUAACAGCGGAACCGUCCAGCGAAAAGCUCCUCCGGUUGAGCUGCUUCCGCUGGACAGUUCCUGCUAAUGGAGAGGUUUCAAUGCGCCUCCAUUUCUCCUCCAGCACAACAGGGCUGUUUGAUCAGGUGCUAAACUUUGAGGUCCUAGGAACCCGGCGACAGUAUCAAGUUUACUGCAGGGGUAUAUGCACCUAUCCAACCAUUUGCCAAGAUCCUAUGAUUGUCUUCCCCCACCGUACAAAGAACAUCAGACCUGAUGAGAUCGUCUUCAAAAAGUACAUCCUGAAUUUGGGGAUCUUCCACUUUGGCCCACUGCUCUGUGGGAAGUCAAGGGAAAAGUACAAGGCCAUUCGAUACCCCAAUCAUUUUGAAAAGAUCACCAUCCUCAACAUCUCCCCCUUGGAGGCUGAGGUGCAUUUCUUCUUCCAACAUGACUCCAAGGCAGUCACAUAUCUCUUGGACCCUUCUACCAUGACACUCAAACCCAAUGAGCGGCAGGUGCUGACUAUUUGGGCUUAUCCAACGGCCAGUGGUAUAUUUGAGGAUAGCAUUGUCUGUUGCAUUAAAGAGAAUCCAGAGCCUGUAACCUUCCGGAUCUGCUGCCAAGGGGUUCGUCCAGAACUGGAGUUGGAUCGCCGACAACUACAUUUUGAAAAGCUGCUAUUGCACAGAAAAGAAACAAAGUCACUCUACCUGAAGAAUUUCACUCCGCUGCCUGUAGCGUGGAGAGUCAGCGGCCUGGAGAACAUUGGAGAUGACUUCUCUCUGUCUGUGGACAUGGGCAUUAUUGAGGCCUUCUCAGAGUACUGCCUGCUGGUGAACUUUAAGGCCACAAAGGCCCUCAACAUUAAGAAGGCUAUUCGUCUAGAGGUUUCAGAUGUGGAAAACAUUCUGGGGAUUGUCCAGAUUGAAAACAUACAAAUCAUUGCUGAGGCCUAUGAUGUUGCCCUGGAUAUCAGCUUCCCUAAAGGUACAAAUGGUGGUUUGGAGUUUGGGGCUGUUAGAGUCAUGGAUGAAGUUAAGCAAGUGCUGUCCCUGAAGAACAAAGGCAAAUAUGAGAUUGCUUACAGCUUUGCUGUGGAAUCCACAGAUCAUGGAAUGCCCAAUGUGGCCCCACUCUUCUCCAUCAUUCCUCAGAAGGGGAAUUUGGGUGCCAGUGACCGCCCUACUCAGGUGCUGAUACUUUUUCGCUCCAAGAAGGAAGUGAAAAUUGAGGACAAGCCUAUUCUGCAAUGCCAUGUUAUUGAGCCCAACCUAUGUGAAGGUGGGGAGAUCAUUGCCACCAUCCCCAUAAGGCUAUCCGUGCAGUCCAUGUUUGCCAAGUACAGCAUCACCCCCCCAUCGCUCAUCAACUUUGGGCCACUAGUGCACGGUUCCCGGAAGACCAACAGCUUCACCAUUGAGAACAAAGGGGCCCUCGAUUUUAAGUUUGGCAUCUGCAAGCAAGUCCGAGAUGUGAUUAUCCCACUGAGGAAAGGGGUCUCUCAUGACAAAACCUCCCGCUCCAGUGAGGCACACCUCAGCCGGCAGACAGCUCCACUGGGAAGGCAGAGCAAGCGUGCAGAAUCCCUGCAAAAGGAUAUGAACUUUGUGGCUCAGGCUCGCUGCUCCCUUGGGAUAUUCACCAUCUCCCCUGGAUUUGGAAGCAUUGCUCCAGGAGGCCAUCAGAUCAUCACUGUAGAUUGCCUUGCAGACACAGUUGGAAAGUGCGAGGAAUUUAUGACAAUUGAGAUCACUGACCGGGACCCCGAAGACAACCCUGGCGGCAUCCCAUAUACUCUCCUUGCAGAAUCGUGUGUUCCAGGCUUUGUGAUUGAUGAUGUGGGGGUCAUUUUUGAGGAGCAUCGAAUCUGCAGUAACAGCACCCUCAGCCAGGUGCUGAAGACUGUAGGAUGUGAAAGUGUGUUUGUGACUGAUGAGAACAAGUUUAUCUUCAAUAAUGUCCUAGUUGGGCACCAGGCUGUAGCCCGGUUCAAGAUCUGCAACACUGGCCGAAUUCCCUGUGAUGUUAUUCUUGCCACAAAGCCAAUCUCUGCCAAGUCUACUGUCCGGAUCAGUGACGUCUUUGAGCUUCACCCACUGCGGAUGUGUGUUGCCAGCCGUUCACAUGCCUUUGCCACUCUGACCUUCUCACCGCCAACCAUGCAAAACUACCAGUGCAUUUUUGAGGCUUCUGUUGAUGCAUUGCCCAGUGUGGCUGCCAAGUCAAGAAAUUUAUCGUUUGAGGUCAAUGGGGAUGGCAACCUUCCUCGGAUCACCAUCGUGCGCCCUGUGCUCUGCAAUAAAAAAGGGAGCCCGCUUCUCCUCUUCAGAAGACUCCUGUUGGGCCAUACAGAGACUCUUCCUCUUGUCCUUAAGAACUGUGGCAGUAUACUAGUUCAGCUGUACCUCGAUGUGUCAGAUGAAAAUGGUGCUUUCACUUUGAAACCCAGGCCCACCACCCAGUGCAUUUAUGUGUCUUCUCAGAACGAGGAGAAUGAAUCCAGUGAGGGAGUCAGGAAGCCUCACAUGGCCUCCCUGAUCCUGCACAAUGGAGAAUCGGCAGAGUUUGAUGUGGUUUUCCAGCCCAACUUGACCCAGCGUAUGGAAGGGCUGAUCCACCUUUCUAUUGUGGACAAUCAAUACGAGGAAACUAUUAUCCAGAUGUUAGGCGAGGGCUACCUGGAUGACAUCACGCUGGACAACAUCCACAGCUUGAUAAUGGCGGAUGAUGCUGAGAGACAGCUGGAAGAGAACGCAGCAGAGGCUGCGAGAAUAGAUUGCAUCCAAUUUGGGGACUGUCACAUUGGGAGGCCCUAUCAAGCAACGUUCACAAUAACCAAUCACAGCAAGUCAGACGUGAUGAGAUUUGAAUGGUCUGCUUUGGGUCCACUUCAGUUCUCCCCACAGGUUGGCCAUCUCCAUGCAGGGUGCACCAAAAACGUCAUGCUGACCUUGAUAUCCAGCUUCCCUAUCACCCUGAAAGAACAGCUUCUCAAGUGCAAGGUGUCCAAGAUUGCCUUCCAACUGCCAGCUGACCAAGUGCCAGAUUGGGAUGACCGCCUUCACACUGUCAAAUGGGUCGAUGUCUCAAAGAGCAUCACAACAACACGCCCAACUAAGAAGAAGGUGAUAGAGACAGAUCCGGAACCUGCUCACAUUACUAUAGAAGAUGGUGGCCGAGAGCUGGAGCUUUGGGUGAGUGCCACCGUUGACUACGCCCAAUAUAAAAUGGAAGUGGACGCAGUGCACUUUAAGGACACAUUGCUCUUCCAGACGAGGGUGUUCAAGGUGGAGUUGUCCAACACAGGGAAUGUGCAACUGGAAUACUCCUGGAAAGUGGCCAUGGAGGAAAGUGGGAGGGCAGUCAACUUUGCUAUGGAGCCUAUGCCAGCAAGCCCAGAAGGCACAACAGGGGAAGUUCCAUCUGGAUCAUCAGCUGCUUCCAUCAAGGCAUGGUCCAGCCGACGACUUAGCCAGCAAGGGAGUGUGCUGGAUAGCUAUUCUUCCUACAUGUUCCCAGCAGCCACCCGCCCCCCAUUCUUCAUGGAGCCCAGCAGUGGAGCCAUCCCCCCUAAGAGCUCCCAGUUCCUCCAAGUGAAAUUCUCUCCCCAGGAACUGGGAGAGUUUGAGGGUCGCCUACUCUGCAGUAUUUCUAAUCUGAAGCCUGAUGAGGAAGGGCCAGUUGUGGCUGUGAAAGGGAAGAGCCUCCUGCCCUAUUGCCAUUUUGAGCUGGAAGACUCUGAUUACAUUACUGCACACAGACGCAGCCAAGACUUGCGAGGACCUGGGGGAAUGAGCCUGGAUCCUAACACCAAAGUGAUUGAAUUUACCUCAGUAGGAGUGCAUGUCAGAAACACCAGGACCUUUGCCCUCAUGAAUCCCACCAAUGCCUCCUACUCUUUCCAGUGGACCUGUGAGCAGCAGGAGGAACAAGAGCAUGCCGCCUUCAUCUGCUUUACAGAGCGGGGCCUGCUCCGGCCAGAGAAAAGAGUGGAGGUCAUAUUUGAAUUCAUCCCUCAACAUCUGAACAUCACAGAAUCCUUUUGGACUUUUACAAUCCCUGAACAGAACAUUUCUGUCCCAUUCCUCCUGGUGGGUCAGACCAUGGAUCCUGCUGUAUCUCUGGACAGAUCCCACCUGAACUUCCACUCGCUCUUGAUCGGGCACGAGGCUCGUGAGAGUGUCAAUAUUGUCAAUGAUGAGAAUGAGACCUACAGUUUUUCCUUCAGAGAUAGCUCUCGCUUUUCAGAGGGACGAAUCAACUGUCUAAAACUGCAGCCCAUGGAAGGAUCGAUCACACCUCAUUCCAGGCUUCCUAUUAACAUCUUAUUCAUGGCAAACCUGGAAGGGGAAGUAAACUUUAACUUGAUCUGUGACAUCAAGAGAAAAAGCCAACCUCUCUGCUUGAAUGUGAAAGCCACUGGCCAUACCAUGAAUGUAUCAGUGAAGUGUGAGGAAAGUCAUGGCUUGCUUUCUGAAUUGGACCCUGACCAGCCACAUCAGAUACACUUUCAAGAGAUGCAAGUCAAUGAUUAUGCUCAAUGUUAUUUCUAUAUUCUGAACACUGGCAAAUUCAACUUCACCUUCUCAUGGGAAUUCUACAAUGCCAAACCAGUGCAACGAUAUUUUGUCAUCUCCCCAAAUAAUGGUUCAGUGGAAGCAGGGGAACGGGCAGAAGUCAUGCUUUCCUUCCACCCACUGAAGACAUGCAAGUUAAAGGAUAUUGAACUGAAACUACAGAUCAGCCAUGGACCAACAUAUACUUGUGUGCUGCAAGGCUCAGCUGUGACUCCCAACAUCCAUUUAUCCCCCACCAAAGUGGACUUUGGAAACUGCUUCAUCUACCAAGGUGGGAUGACACUUUCCAGACGAAUCCUGACUGUCACGAAUAAGGAUGCCAAGGAGGCGAGCCUGGAAUGCUUGUUCACCAACACAGCUUACCUUGAGAUAGAUUUCCACGCUGAAGUGCUGAAUCCUGGAGAAAAGACAGAAAUUCCAAUCACCUUUUAUCCCCGAGAGGCCAUUUCCUACCAUGACAUCAUCACCUUUGAAAUCAAUGGUCUCUUCCAGCAGAGUAUUGAGGCCUUUGGGAAGGGCAUUGAGAUGAAGAUAGAAGUUAUAGAACCUCGCAGCAAAGUGUUGAAAUUUGGAGCUGUCCCUCCAGGGCACAUUGUGAAGAAGAUGGUCACGAUAGUGAACAACAGCAUCACUUUUGUCACCUUCAACCUCAAUUUUAUGUACUCUGUACCAGAGUUGCAGGAAACAAAGGUUCUCACCAUGACUCCAUCCAGUGAAAUAACCCUGAAGCCCCAAGGAGGCACCUGCCAUGUGGAGGUAGCUUUCACCCCAAAGACCCGCAUCCUGCAAUUCCAGGAGGAGGUCCUGCUUGAGUGCCAUGGGAUCCUGCGCUCCCUCUUCGUGGUGCAAGGCUGCAGCCAGGGCAUCGAAGUCAGUCUGGACCAGGAUCAUGUCCCUUUUGGAGCAGUGGUGCUUCGGAGCCAGGCUUCCCGAUGCAUCACAAUGCAGAACACAGGCGACAUCGGUGUGGGGUUUAAAUGGGACACCAAGCGCUUCAGACCAGACUUUUCCAUUAGGCCAGUGGAGGGCUACAUUUCCCCAGGAAUGGAUGUCUCCUUUGAAGUGACUUUCCACCCCUGUGAACAGAGCCAGGACAUCUGCUACGAGAACCUGCAGUGCCAGAUCCAAGGCAGAGAACCAUUAAGGCUCACACUGAGUGGGUGCUGCGUGGGAGUCCCACCAGUCAAAGAGGUGGUGAAUUUCACAUGCCAGGUCCGUGGAAAGCACACACAAACCAUCGUGUUAUCCAAUCGGACCAACCAGCCAUGGACCCUGCGGCCCAUCAUUGAAGGGGAGCAAUGGAAGGGGGCUGAAUUCGUUAGGGUGGAAGCCCACCAGCAAAACAAGCCCUAUGAAAUAACUUACAGGCCCCUUGCCAUGAAUUCUGAGAACAAGAAGGAUCAGGGCUCCAUCUUCUUCCCUCUCCCUGAUGGGACGGGGCUGUUGUACCUCCUGCAAGGCAACGCAGAGCCUCCCAAGUCUGCCGGGAACAUCAUGAGGGAAGUUCCAUGCAAAACACCAUACACAGAACUUUUCCCCAUCUCCAACUGGCUAAACAAGCCGCAAAGGUUCCGUGUGACAGUUGAUAUGCUGAAGCCUGAAAAGCUGGAAGCGACCACCACACUGAAAACCCUGGACUAUGUCGAUGUGCCUGCCUCUGCAAAGAAGGACCACAAGCUCACCUUCUUCUCUUACAAGGAAGGCUUGUACAGUGCCAAGGUGACGUUUCGCAACGAAGCAACCCAGGAAUUCCUCUUCUACUUGGUCACUUUCAAGGCCAUUCCGUGUGGCCCACUGGGCACCAUUGAGCUGACAACCCCUGUUCGGCAAAGCGCCUCCUCCUCUGUGAAGGUGGAAAACCCCCUGCAUUGUUCAGUGACCUUCAACACCGACUGCAAAGUGCCCGACAUCAACAUGCCACCCCAGUUCAUUGUCCCUGCUCAGUCUGAGGGUGUUCUUGUGUUUGAGUUCCAACCAAUGAGGCCUGGAGAAACGUGUGGCCGCCUGGCACUAAACAGCAAUGAGCUGGGUUCCUUCCAAUAUGACCUGAUCCUGAAAGCCACCCCAGCCCGGCCUGAGAAGUCCCUCUCCUUCUGCACCAUGCUGGGCAGCAGCCAGGUCAUCAUCACCAAGUUCAUCAACUACACCCGCCAGAAGGCCGAGUAUGCCACCAAGAUUGACUGCCCUGACUUCCAUGUGGACAAAGUCAUCAAUGCACCUGCAGGAUCUCAAGCAGGCACUGAGGUCAGCGUGGAAGUGACCUUUGAGCCUUGCCAACUGGGAGAAUCAAGGGGCACUCUUGUCCUUUCCUCAGCCACCGGAGGCGACUACGUGAUCCCUCUCUGUGGUACAUCAGUCUCUCCCAAGCCACAGGGGCCGAUUCAGAUCAGAGCUGGCACCAGCACAUCCAUCCCCUUCAAGAAUGUCUUCAUGCAGCCCAUGGCCUUCAGCUAUAUUGUGGAGAAUGCAGCCUUCACAGUGAAGGCCACGGAGAAUAUUCGGGCUAAGAAAUCUGCCACAAUCACAGUCUCCUUCGAAGGCAACCCUAGUGGCACUAAAGCUCCCGUCACCAGCAAGCUGGUUGUCUCUUGCCCUCGGGCAGCUGGGCUGGGCUCGGGAAUCUCCUGGGUUUAUUAUCUAAAGGGUGUCAUGCCUGAGAAAUGAACUGGUGGAGAGCCCCAGUGCUGUCUCUCUCAUUCAAGCAUUGCCAUGAUGGACAGAUGGAUGGAUGGGCGGGCAGGCAGCGCAUUUCUUGCAUGAGUACUUGAGCCUUCAUGACAAACAGUAGAAGGGAGAGUCAACAACCUCUCUGUACCCUUUGAAAGGACAGCAAAAAGCCCUCUGUGAAUGUCCCAGGGGCAGUUAUGGAUGACUGUAAGAUGUGUUCUACAGGGCUUGCACAGGCAAGAUUUCUGUCCAAAUAAACCAAGUGUCUUCUUAUGUAUGGAGGGCAGCACAUGCCAUAUCAGGAGUCCCCUUCCAACCUUAAGGGUUUUCCAGAGAAAAGUCAAUCUGCUGAGUGAGCGAGUGAAGGCAGCAGCAUAAACUAUCACCUGGAAAUGUGCAGAAUGAGCUCAUGCCUUAUA
Rhineura floridana is the source of this 15815-nucleotide messenger RNA. It is a transcript of the gene HYDIN, whose product is annotated as HYDIN axonemal central pair apparatus protein. The transcript has 85 exons. The coding region runs from base 1 to 15393 and encodes 5130 amino acids. Gene Ontology annotation, biological process: cilium movement; axonemal central apparatus assembly. Lineage: Eukaryota; Metazoa; Chordata; Lepidosauria; Squamata; Rhineuridae. The record is from RefSeq and is a predicted model, not a curated record. Gene Ontology annotation, cellular component: axoneme.